AUGCGCGGGCUGGUGGCGCUGCUGGCGGCGCUGAGCUGCGCGGCCCCGGCGGGGCGGGCGGCGGCUCCCGGGGGCGGCCUCAGCUCCAACGCCAUCAAGGGACCCCCCCCCGGGGGGGCCGAGGCCAGCGCCGCCCCCGCACCCCCCUUCGACGGCAGCAACAAGGCACCGCCGGCCGCCACUCGGCAGCCUUUCCCGUGCGCCGAGGACGAGGACUGCGGCCCCGAGGAGUUCUGCGGGGGGGCGGCCCGCGGCGGGGGAGCCCCGCUGUGCCUCUCCUGCCGGAGGCGCCGCAAGCGCUGCCUGCGCGAUGCCAUGUGCUGCCCCGGCAUGACCUGCAGCAACGGUCUCUGCACCCCCCCGGAGCCUCCCCAAGGAGCCGCCGAGCUGGAGGAGCCCGGCACUGAGGCUCUGCCCCGACGGACACCCGCUCCCGCCUGGAUCCCCACGGCCAAAGGCGAGGAGGGCGACCUGUGCCUGCGCUCGUCGGACUGCGCGGCCGGGCUGUGCUGCGCCCGCCACUUCUGGUCCAAGAUGUGCAAGCCGGUGCUGCGGGAGGGGCAGGUGUGUACCCGGCACCGGCGGAAAGGCUCCCACGGGCUGGAGAUCUUCCAGCGCUGCCACUGCGCCGAGGGCCUGGCGUGCCGCCUGCAGCGGGAGCUCGGCCCCGGGGACGCGUCCCGCCUGCACACCUGCCAGCGGCACUGA
This is a messenger RNA of Corapipo altera (White-ruffed manakin), 708 nucleotides long. It is a transcript of the gene DKK1, whose product is annotated as dickkopf WNT signaling pathway inhibitor 1. Gene Ontology annotation, biological process: multicellular organism development; negative regulation of canonical Wnt signaling pathway. Gene Ontology annotation, cellular component: extracellular region. NCBI's taxonomy places the organism in Eukaryota, Metazoa, Chordata, Aves, Passeriformes, Pipridae. The record is from RefSeq and is a predicted model, not a curated record. Gene Ontology annotation, molecular function: co-receptor binding; receptor antagonist activity.